Molecule: messenger RNA, 507 nt
Organism: Ogataea philodendri
Lineage: Eukaryota; Fungi; Ascomycota; Pichiomycetes; Pichiales; Pichiaceae
Exons: 2
Coding region: 1-507 (168 amino acids)
Biological process (GO): cytoplasmic translational elongation; translation
Cellular component (GO): cytosolic large ribosomal subunit; ribosome
Molecular function (GO): structural constituent of ribosome
Source: RefSeq, a predicted model, not a curated record
AUGUUUCUGAGGUGGGUCUUGACAAGAGCUGGCUUCUCGUUUGGACCAGCAGCAAGUCUAGCGGCUCUCAACUUCUUGAUCAAACCGUUUGGCUUGGUACCGAAACCUCUGGAGAAUCUUCUUCUAACUCUGGCAUGGCACAAUUUAGCGAAAUCUGCGUUGGACAACUCCAAGAGGUCAGCAAGGUCGACACCCUUGUAUGAGAAAGUCUUGAAGGCUGGAAACUCCUCGCCUUCUGCUGCCGACGUCACCAAGGUGCUCCAAUCCGUUGGUGUCGAAGUCGAGUCCGAAAAAUUAGACAAGCUCAUUGCUGAAGUCGAGGGCAAGUCCGUUGAGGAGCUCAUCGCUGAAGGUACCGAGAAGAUGUCCAGUGUUCCUGCUGGUGCUCCUGCUGCUGCCGGUGCCGGUGCUGCUGCCGCUGGUUCUACUGAGGCUGCUGCUGAGGAAGAAGCCGCUGAAGAGGAGGAAGAAGAAGACGACGACAUGGGAUUCGGUCUCUUCGACUAG